UCACCUAGCUGUCUGAAAUGACGUGUACGUUUAAACUACAAAUGGAUUACUAAAUGCGACUUGUUAUGACAGAUUUAUAACUUACUUUAUAAACAUUUAUUCUUUUCAGUUCGUUAAUUUUUUUUUGUUGUUGCCUGCUGUUCUAACAUUUUAUAACAUAAGUUGAAUUACCAAUCUUUACAUUUGGAGCUGAUAAUUGUUUGAAUCAAACAGAAGUGGUAAAAUAAAGCAAAGACUGUCAGGAUACGUAAGUCAUUUCAACAUUAUCCCUGUAUACUGCUCUACAUAUGUUACAUAGAAGAUGUGUCAAAAUCAAAUGAUAAAAAUAUUCGGAUUAUAUUCAUACUUCUAACCGCGUCUUGGGAACUGUGGUAGAGCGAUAUUCAUAUUUUGCUUGGACCCUCUUUAUUCACUCAAAUACAAGGAUACAGGUUUGUUUCCUUAAAAUUUUCUCAAAACAUAUUCUGUCAACCAAAUUGUUUUAUAUAUUUCUCUAUUUCUCUUUUACUGCCAAUAAUAACUUUCUAAGUAUGACGUGUCGGGAUCGAACUAAUGAGUUUCUGUCGGCAGUUGAAUCAAUACAGUCGCGACAAAACAACACAGUCGUCACAUCACGAUCUCCAGUUACCAAAAGUAAGUUACAACGAACUGAGUUUACUGUUAAGGCGAAGUACAUCGGCCGAGAUUUAGCUAAUACUUUCGCCAAACUUGAAAAGCUUACUUUAUUAGCCAAACGGAAAUCCUUGUUUGAUGACAAACCCACAGAAAUUCAAGAUCUUACGUUUAUUAUAAAACAAGAUAUCGGUUCUUUAAACAAACAGAUCGGUGAGUUGCAGGAAAUAGCACGAGCACAAAAAUAUCAUAAUGGUCGUCACCAACAAACGCAUUCUUCUUCGGUGGUGGUCGCUCUGCAGUCAAGAUUGGCCACAAUGUCUAACGAAUUCAAAACAGUCCUAGAAGUACGUACGGAAAACUUAAAGCAACAGAAAACACGCCGUGAGCAGUUCUCUCAAUCAGCUGUUUUCCCACUUACGACCAUGUCUGGGGAGGGUUCGGUGUUAUUAAACGAAGAUGAAGCCGAUCGGACAAAACCAAAUGACUUGUCAAUUGAUAUGAGUUUUUCACAACGGCAACAUCAAGACCAAAUUCAACUAAUUGAUGAACAAGAUGCUUACGUUCGAAACCGGGCAGAAACAAUGCAAAAUAUUGAAUCUACCAUUGUGGAAUUAGGCACUGUUUUCCAAAGACUUGCUACAAUGGUAAAAGAACAAGAAGAAAUGGUAAAUAGGAUCGACUCAAACGUUGACAAUGCUGAGCUUAAUAUAGAAAUGGCUCACGGCGAGAUAUUGAAAUACUUUCAAUCUGUUUCUUCAAAUAGAUGGCUCAUGCUCAAAAUUUUCUGUGUUCUUAUAGUAUUUUUCAUUAUAUUUGUUGUAUUUAUGGCCUGAGGAACUGAUAACCGAACAUUCGUUUACUGGUGGUUUGUUUUCAGUUUCAAUUUGAAAGUAGAGUGAACAGAAAAUCAACUGUUGGUUUUCAAUAAUUGGUAUGUAUAUAUAUAUAUAUAUAUAUAUAUAGAAGAUAUAUAUAAUAUUCCGAAUUCAUAAAUAAAAUGGUAAACUACUUUCAAAAGACAUUACCUUUGGUGGGACCAGAUAUUUAAAUUACAACAAAUCAUUGACUCAUGUACCUGAUUAUAUUUGAAAAGUUUAGUCUAAACUCAAAUCCAUAUAUAAAAUAUACACAAACAUGCUAACUAACUUAAAAUAUGAAACGACUUUUAAAAAGAAAAUGACAUAGAAUUCAUCAUCAGUAAAUAAGGGAGAACAUACUUUUAAAUUUGACAAAUAACUUUCUCCUUUGAGUUCUUCAUUUUUUUUCUUUUUUCUUUUAAUUUUUUUUUUGUGCUUCAGAGAUAUUACUCAAUUGAUUUGCCCCUUGUGUAAAAUCCCUAUCCCAUAAUUAAGCUCUAUUCCAUCAUUAUCCAUGUAUGGUUAUAGACAUUUUUCAAAGUGCAAAUAUUUCCUCCAAAUACAAAUUCUUGAUUAGUUUAUCAGUAAGUUCUCAACAAAGCAACUUUACAGAUUGAAUAUACUGGUUUUUGAAAGUAAAAGCGAAGAUUUUAUUUUGAAUUUACAAAAAAACAAAAGAGAAAAACCUUACAUUUCUGAGUAUUUUCAAUACAAGUGUUUUUUCUCACUCAUUUCUCUUUUUGUUGUUGUUUAUAUGUAGGGAAUCUUCACAGAUUUGGUGCAAACAUAUCUGUCAUACAGAUGUAAUUUAAUGUUUUAUUGUUUUUUUUAUUUGAUUGUUUUUGAUUACAAAUAAUGAAAUGCAAUAAAAGGUUUCAGAUAGAGCCAUACCAUUUUUAGAAUAGCCUUAGCAUUUUCAGAAAGACAUAAACAACAUACCAUUUUAUUCAUUAGAAAGGACUAUAUUAUAUGAUGAUUAAAUUUUGCAAAGGGAGUCUGAUCUAAUUUCAGUUACAAGCUGGAGUAUCUUUAUUACCAAUCCAAUGC
Molecule: messenger RNA, 2519 nt
Organism: Octopus sinensis (East Asian common octopus)
Lineage: Eukaryota; Metazoa; Mollusca; Cephalopoda; Octopoda; Octopodidae
Product: syntaxin-5
Exons: 1
Coding region: 531-1448 (305 amino acids)
Biological process (GO): vesicle fusion; endoplasmic reticulum to Golgi vesicle-mediated transport; intracellular protein transport
Cellular component (GO): endomembrane system; Golgi membrane; SNARE complex
Molecular function (GO): SNARE binding; SNAP receptor activity
Source: RefSeq, a predicted model, not a curated record